Messenger RNA from Theobroma umbraticum, 1582 nucleotides. Its product is annotated as 5-formyltetrahydrofolate cyclo-ligase, mitochondrial-like. The record is from RefSeq and is a predicted model, not a curated record. Gene Ontology annotation, cellular component: mitochondrion. Gene Ontology annotation, molecular function: 5-formyltetrahydrofolate cyclo-ligase activity. Gene Ontology annotation, biological process: tetrahydrofolate interconversion; folic acid-containing compound biosynthetic process. Lineage: Eukaryota; Viridiplantae; Streptophyta; Magnoliopsida; Malvales; Malvaceae.
AUGAAAACUGAAAACUAUGCACCAACCGGAUAUGGAAGGGUAACAUCAACCAACGGACAGGAGCCUUGUAACGACCAUGAAAUGGGCGCCAUCGACCUCUAUCCAAACUGCGAACCGCAGAGCAUGUUUCUUCACUGCUCAGCCACGAGGCUAAUUUGCAAGGCAAAAGAGGUGGCGCAAGUUGCCCCCCCGCGCGCGAUAGCCUCGCUCACCAUCGGCUCUGCUGCGAACUUAAGCCGCACAUUCGUCACCAUGAACAAAGACGACGUCGUAGUGGAUCCCGUUGAGCUCGAAGCCAUAUUCGAACAGAAACGAUCUCUCAGAUCCAAAGUACGCAAAGCUCUCAAAAACAUGGACCCAAUCCAGAGAUCUCAAGAAGAUAAUGCAAUUCAGAAUAUGGUUCUAGAAUCCUCAUGGUUCAAAGCUAGUAAGAGCUUAUGUGCUUACAUAAGUUCUCCCACUUUACGCGAAGCCGAUACUUCAAGGAUUGUGUCGGAUGUUUUGUCAAGUCCAGCCAAAGAGAGGAAGAAGCUUUAUGUUCCGCGUGUGGAGGACAUGAAUAGCAAUAUGAAAAUGCUAAUGAUAUCCGGCCUUAAUGAUCUCAUCGAAAAAACAAUGAACAUCUUGGAACCCGCCUUAGUAGAUUCUGAUGGGAACAAACGUGAAGAUGUUAUGCAGGCAAGUCAUCCAGUCGACCUGUUUAUCGUACCCGGGCUUGCAUUUGAUAAAUCUGGAAGCCGUCUGGGCCGUAGUGGGGGUUACUAUGAUUUGUUCCUAAAGAACUAUCAAGAGCUCACAAAGAAGAGGGGAUGGAAGCAGCCCCUUCUUGUUGGAUUGUCAUAUUCUGUGCAAAUUAUGGAAGAAGGAGCAAUACCUGUCACUCCCUUUGACAUUCCCGUGCAUGCUCUUGUAUCUCCGGCUGGUUUCACUCCAAUAAGCACAGCUGCUUUGAGGAGAUGUGAUUGAGCAAAGCUAUCUCUUUUCUGUGGCAAUAACAUGUGUCUUUCAUUGAUUUGGAAGCUGGGUUCUAACGAAAAUGAAAAAGUAUGGUUAGCAUCUCAAAUUGGUGAAGCUUGAACAGGACAUAUAGAGUUCCUAUUUUAUUUGCUUAUUAGUGGAAGGAAUUUCAAUUGGAUGGCUUUGCUUUGACAGAAGUCUUGAAAGUGGUAAUUGCGGAAGUGGAAAUAUUGUGGAUCAGGGUGAUUUUCUUGCUUUCUUUGGAAGUUCAAAGUUUAUGAUAUUUUUGAAUUAUGAUGCUGUUGAAAGCAGUAGUCUGGCUGCGAAAAUGUAAUCAAUCGUAACAGGAGAGAGUAUCAUGGUAGACAACCACAAUCAACUUGCCCGGGAGGUUAUUAACAAAGAAGCUUGCAGUCAAGAUGCUUUCCAGGCUGCCUUCAUAUUGCUUCUGCUGCUUCUGUGGGCAACAGGAGUAGUUUACUGGACAAAAUAUCGUACUUGAAAAGUUUUGUUAUAGUUCCCAACUACAUAUUCUCUUUUUUCCUUUAAUUCUUCUUUUGAUAAAUUCAUGUCUCGCUGGAACUUGUAUGUGAGUACGUGCCAAUGAGGAACUAUUUACUUUGCA